Lonchura striata (white-rumped munia) is the source of this 12808-nucleotide messenger RNA. The record is from RefSeq and is a predicted model, not a curated record. NCBI's taxonomy places the organism in Eukaryota, Metazoa, Chordata, Aves, Passeriformes, Estrildidae.
CCCACGCCGCGCACAGGUAGAACCCAGGCGGCUCCUCCGCCUCCUCUCCUGCCUGGUCCUUGUGUGCGGGGCGGAGGUCGUGGCUCUCGCCGACUUCUCAGGAGGGAAGACUCGUAGCAUGAGUGGAUGAGGGGAGUCCCUUCCCAGGGAGCAGAGGCAUCAGCUGUCACCCAGGAAUCACAAAUCUCUGGGAAGGUGCUGCAUCACUGCAAAGUGGGAUGACUGCAGAAACUGGGAAAGUAUCCUUGUUUCCAUCAAGAUGAGGGAGCAAUCUCUAUUCUUUUUUGUGAAAACUGCACUCUUCUAAUUCUACUGCUCCAGGACAUACCACUGCUGUUAGAAAAUUAUUUAGAGGAACUGUUUCUCUCCUUUCCAUGUGUCACAGUGAGCACAGCAUACUCCGGGCAGCUGGAAGCUUAAGGAGCUGCCUGUAGGGCAGAAAGCAAACCUUACCCGUAUUGAACAGAGCACAACUUCCCAAAAGCCAGUCGAGUGCAUGGGAACAAAGUUAAUAUAUAAUUAAUAGCCAAUAUGUGUUGUAAUGCAUUUUAAUAUAGUUUGUGUUGAUACAGUUCAAUAUGCUGGUCAUGGUUCUGUAGAAACUAUUUCCUCAGCAAUAGAAAAAUACAGUUUGCAAUUUUUUUAACUGCAUUCAGCUCAAUCCUGAAAAUUUUGAAAAUCCAAUUUUCAAUCCUGAAAAUUCCUAAGCAAGCAGCUAUGGAAUAUAAAGAUCAGAAUUACAUACAUACAUACAUAAGCUGUAUUUCUCAUAUUAAAUUCCUUUCAUAUGUAAAAGACUUUUAAAUGCUUGCUGUCUCAUUUUUUUUUUAGUUUUUUUUUUUUUUUUUUUUUUUUUUUUNUUUUUUUGUUUGUUUGUUUGUUUUGGUUUUUUGUUUUGUUGUUGGUUUUUUGUUUUGUUUGUUUGUUUUUGGGGUUUUUUUGCUUAACUGCUUGUUUGGGAUGUUAGUUUUGGAAUCACAUGAUAGUUCUCCACAAUAACAAAACAAAUGUUCAGAUUUUCCUUUUCAACUAGCCACUGAGUUAAAAAGUAUCCCUUUAUGUAGGAAAGUUCCUCUCAUAAAAGUCUGUUCAGUUUUUAAUGAUGUUAUUUAGAUAAGGUUAUCCAAGAUCAAUUUCAGAAGCACAACUGUCUUUGGUAUUCAUUGUGCACUGAGCAUUCAAAAUAGGUAGAAUGACCAGAGAAAAAAGCCAUCUCACCCCAGAGAUCAGUAUUAAACAUGACAUGCAGCCGUUUUAGUAAAUAAAAUAUAGAAAAGGAAAGCAGAUUCCAGAAUUCCUACCAGACUGGUAGGUUCCCAGGCCUGAACAAAUUCUGUUCACAUUUUAAUUUUAACAUGGAGAUGUAAUCCAGAAUGACAGAAAAGACCAAAAUGUUACUGUAACCUUUAAAAAAAAAAGUAUACAGAGCAUAGGGAGAAGUUUAUAGAUGCUUCAAAAGCAGGUGCUGUGGACCAGGAUUUGGCAGAUGUGAGAUGACACCCUGCAGUGCCAUCCUCAGGCUGUUUAAUACUGUUAAAGAAUUACAAGCUCUAUAACAGCAGCUUCAAGAUGAGUUUGUUCUGAAAUAAGACACCAGCAGCAGUUCAAAAUUCAACUCUGUGAGAACAACUCAAUAGUUUAUCUUAUUGGAAGUGAUGUUGACACAAUAAAGAUCUGCAUAAUCUAUGUUUCUCUAACAGCUUGAAGCAACAAACAAGAAAUUUAAAGGUUGGACUUGAUGAUCUUGCAGGUCUUUUCAAACCUUAAUGAUUCCAUUAAUCUAUAUUUAUUAGUUCCAUUAGUUACUGAAAGUGGAGAUGUGCUCUGAGGUCUGCAGUCCUCAGUGUGAUUAAUUUUUCGAAGUGGAAUCCAAGUAUUCAUGCCCAAAUUUAAACUGAAAGCCAAAGGUUUGGAAGAAGAGACAUUUCAUCCACAGUUCUUACCUUAGACCUUCAUGAAUAUGAGGGUCAUCCUACAACUAUAGAAUUUUCUUUCCCUUCUGCCUGUUCUUCCAAACACACCUUUUAACUAAAAUAUUUCUUUAUUUUCUCAGUGAUCACUAGUAGCUUUCACAUUUUGGAUCAGGUCCCAUUCUAGGGAGCUGCUGUGAAUUUUGCUAGUUCUCCAAUCUCUGAACACUCUGGGCUCUCAGGACACUAUCAGAAGAUCCAUUUUUCAGGACAUCCAUCAGGCCUUCAUGACAGCCAUUUCCUCAUAACUCCUUUAUGUUCAAGGAUUGGUUCCCAAAACAGGCCAGUGUCCCGGUGCUAUAGAAAGCCCAGCUUAAGAGAGAGAGCUAGCUUGGAGGGGAUGGUGGCAUUUUAUGGGUAUCUUCCCAACAGCAGGGAUCACUGCUCCUCAGCUGCCCUCAUCCCCUUGCUCUCCAUGCUGGCAGUGGGAAAAGGCCUCAGCUCUCCAUUCUAUUCCCAUUCUCCUCCCACCUUUUCCCUGUCUGCUGACAAAGUGAACUUACUCCUUAUCCAUCUGGGAACAAACUCUCUCUGGCAAUGCUGAGGAACAUCCAUUCCCCCCUUUUUUAUGCUCCUUCCUCCUUUUUAUGUUCUCCUUGCUGCUCUGAGCUCAGGCUUGACCUCGCCUCCUUGGCUCAUUCAGCAGUCAGUCUCCCUUUCUUUACCUGAGUCCCAGCCAGGUUUUCUGGGCAGGUUUCAAGAAAUGUGGCUGUAACUGAAGAUGAAAUAAUUGUGAUUGCAUAACUGGGGUGAGGAAUGACUUUCUGGAUGUUAACAGAAAACAGCCACUGCUUAGGGGUAGAAGCUUUUAAUCUCUGUCCACUGGUGUCAAGUUUUCUGUCUUUUCUUCCAAAACAGUUCAGACAGAACUGAGCAUCACUUUAACUCCAUAAAUGUGGUUGGUCUCCUGACCGAACCACAGAAACAAGUAUAUCUAAAGAAAAAGCAAACCAGUUCACCCAAGAAAUGUAAUAUGCUUCUGUGACCUUUCUACAUUAAAAGUUUCCAUUAAUUUCUGUGGUAUUCACCCAUCCUAGAUUCCCCCACAUAAAGGAAAGUAAACAAAUGCUUUGAGUAAAUGCUUUGUUUGAAGUAACAUGGCAGAUCAAUCACUACCAGCCACAAUGAUGCAGAGGUUUUUUUGUUGGCUUUGUUUGGUCAGAUAAAAUCCUAUACAAAUUUUCUUGAGUCACUUCUGUUGACUCACGGUGGCAAUUGUAGCAUGUCCCUCAAGCAGGAUGUUUAAAGAAGUGCUAGAAGGAAUGAUGCAAUGAUGCAUCUUCUCGAUACUGCCUUGUAAAAGUCAAGUGUUCAUUGCUUUAUUUAAAGAAAAGCAUUUCAUUUUAGAAAUUACAGCAUUCCAUUUCAGUGAUGUGUGAGUUAAACCUCAAAGUCUGGUUUAAAGUUUCUCUGAGUGAAGUGGGCUUUGGUCUGGGAUUUGUUCUGUGGGAUAAAGAGGUGUGUGUCAGAACAGAGAUUUUAGUUUAGAUCAUGGUGCUGAGACCCAAGGUUUUGUUUCAGGCUUUUUCCUGCAGUUCUUUUUGCCUUUCUGAGGAAGUGUAACUUAUGAAACCACAUUUCAGAUGUGCUAAUAUUUUUUUGUUAAAUUCACUGAUGAGAUUUAGUUAUCCUUGUUAGAGAAGUAAAAGCUUUGGUCCUGUCAAGUUCUUACACAAUUUAUGAGGCCUUUACAGUAAGCUAGGUCUUCAUCCCCAAGAAGGGCUGUUGUCCCCAAGCUCUUCCAAAAUGAAUUAAGGGAUAGUGUGAUGCCUUUGCCCCUACAGAUGUUAGGGAAUUCAGAAAUGAGACACAAAACUUAAGUUUCUGAGCUCCACUACUCAGAGACUGACACAUUUGAGUCUAUCAGAUUCUCAUAACUUUGGGGCAGGAAGUUGGGGGCAGAACUCUCUCUGUUCUCCCUGGGCAAAUUGCUGGCACCUGACACACCAUAUGCUAGUUUAAUUCAAAAUAAAUAGCAGGGAUUAGCUCCCCUGUGCCUUCCUGUCCCACCUGCUGCUGAUAUCCUUCCCAGUAAGGCAGAGGUUCCAGUCUCACCUUUAUUAGAGAAAGGGGCUACAGACUUGUUCCAGAUAAAUACUCAGCUUUUGUUGGAAGUGUCCCGAGACAGAGAAGGCACUGUCUGACCAGUCAACACUUAGCAGAAUUCUGUCAUCUGCCAGCCAUAAUCUACAAUUAAAAUGGAAAUAUUUUGAUAUAUUACCCAACACUGAGAAAAUAGUGUCUUAAGGGAGCUGAAAAGCAGAAGGAGGCGUGGUUGUGCCUUAUUUGUUCAGCACUGGUGAGUCAUUUAAUCUGAAUUUCUAGGCAUUUCAGGAGUUUUGCCUCAAAGGACUUUUGUGUGGCUUCUGGCAACAAAUUAAAUAGCAGUAAGGUUUGGCUCUUAAUUUAGAAUUAAUUUUAAAACAUCACUCACUAUAUAAGACCUAAUUGAAAGCCUAUGGUCUCUGGAAGGAUUCCCAAAGAUUUCACCGGGCUUUGGAUGAGGGUCUCAAACCCACAAAUAUCUGUUUAUUUUUCUUCAUUGUAUUUAAUCUUGGAUGAGAAGACAAGAAUUAUUCUUUCAGAAUAGUUUUGCAGUUUUUAAACUUUUCAUUUAUUUGGGAUAGAACUGAGUAAAGGACAAAGAAAUGUUGGUAUAAAAAAAAUCAUCAUGCACUGAGAGUGAAGUGUGGAGUGUAUUUUUGCUUUUCUAGCUUGGACUUACUGUACUGUAAACCAUCAUAGCACUGCAAAUCUGUGAGCUGCCAGAUUUCUGUUUUUUCUAAUCUUUUCAGAUUUUUUUUUCUGAAUGUCAAAUAUAAGUGGGGAUACAAAAAAAAAAAUGCAAAGCAUGAGUCAAAGAUCCCUUUGCAAAAUAAAAUCUGUGUUUUGUUUUCUGAGGUGGCAAUGAACAGCUCCCUGGCUCUCUUGGGGAACAUGAACAUGAAGGUUCAUGAUCAUAAGUCUGAGUUUUCAGACAAACAUUUUCCUCUAGCCCCUGAGGUUCUCCUACUUGCAGUCUUUGGGAAUAUUAGAAGUUUUUUGCCUUUGGGCAUAAAGAAUCUCUCAUUCUGUCUCCAGAAACAGUUGCUGCCCACAGAGUCUUUCUCUUGUUACUUCUUGUGAAUGGCACUAGAAGAGGCUACUCUGUCUCCAAUUAAAAGGAGGAUUUUUGGCAAGGGAAGAAAAGAGUCUUAAAGUCUCCCUAACCCAUGCCUCUUGUCAGUUUCUUUAGAUGGGAUGGAGAAAAUCUUCCUUUUCUACUGGAGUAGUUCCAUAUUAGGUCCCAGGACAAGUGUUUGCCCUUCUGGCUUCAUGGAACAGCUGAGAGAAAUAUAACUGACUACAGGCUGGAGUUUACUACAGACCCAAGAUUUUGGGGAUCAAGAACAGUUUGCCUCUUCCUGACACAAGAAGGAAAUAAAAACAGAAAGCAAGAGAGAAGACAGAAGUGCAUAGGGAUCUUGCCAAUUUCCUCAGAAAGCCAUUGGGAUACAAUAAACUCCUAGGAGACAACACAAGGGAAUAGGAAAGUGUAGAUAUGAGGGACAGAGAACACCUGUGGGAGGAUGUGAGAAACAGAACAGGCAUGCCAUGUGUAAGUGCAGGAUUUAUGGACUUUCCCACUCUGCAAAAAUGUAACUCACUUAACUGCAAGUCUGAGCUGAGUGGCACAGAGAAGAAGAGGUUGUGUGGUUCCUGGAGCAACUGGGUCCAAAAAGUUACAGGUCUGUUCUUUAUUCAUGAUGGCUUGGCUUUGUUUUUCUAGGAAGAGCUCACAGCUUGGCUUCUUGGCUGCUCUCUGAAUAAACCCUGUUUAAACUGGAGUGAGAAUGAGGUUUUGCACUUAAUUAUCUGCUGGUUGCCUGGUCUUUUCUCUGGCUUAAGUAGAAUCAAGCUCUUGCUUAAUUUGACCCUCAGAUUUAACACACGGUGGGAAUUAGGUUCAGUAAGAUGGUUAUGAUUCAUGUCAUGAUCCAUGAGGGGGGAAAAUGAAGACAACCUCCAUAGGAAAGCAUACAUGUGGAUAAAACAGUUCAUGGAAAAUGUGGCUGAUAUCUCAACCAUGUUUUGAUUGCCAUACUACCCUAGAAGCAUCCUCACUACCAACUUAAGCACUUUCCUCUAGCAGACUUAACACUUCAUCUGUCAGUAAGGCCAGUGGAAACAAAUUGCUCCACUGAUCAUCAAGCUGAUGGCUCUCCAGGAUAACCAUCCCAUCUCUCCAGCUGUCAAUCCACUUGCAGCCUUAGUCAUUGACACUGAAUUGAAAGUGGCAGCUCAGGCUUCAAUUUCCAUGAAACUUGUAGGAACUUUAUUUCUUUGAGCCCUGCACCCCUCAGGUUUGAAAGUGGCCAUUAAGCUUAAAAGGUGUUGAGUUGAGUGAAGGAAUGGCAGAUGUACAGAGGUCAGGAUCUCAUAAGUUUCAUCUCCUUUAGAAAUGGGCACCUGAAAAGUCUCAAGGACUGAUUCUAAAAAAAGCAACAACUUUGAGUGCUCUAGAGCCAAAGCAGGCAUUUGGAAAUGGAAUGGGGUUUUGUGGUCACUAUCUUAUUAUUGAAACUAGAUUAUGCCUAGUUUUUCCAAGUAAACAUCUAUUCUUGCUUAAAAAAAUAUUUAGAUAAUACAAAAAAUAGAGUGAUUAUAUGAAAAACAUUUUCCUUGCACAGAAAACAAACUUUUCAUGCUAUCUCUGCAGUACAAGUGAAAGUUUGAAGCUGGUAGGAUGGUAGUCACUAGCACAGAGAGCAAGGGGUUGAGAGGAACAGUGGAAAAAGGCACACUGAAAAAAUAAGGCAUGGAGGGAAAUUAAAUCAGAUUGGUGACAUGCAAGAAGGAAUAUAUUAAGGAAUUACAGAUUUUUAUGUGCAUGUGCUGAGUAAAGCUAAUUGUGCUAAUUUCUGAACAGCAAGAAGCAUAAACAAUGCUUCUGUCUAAGUGUAUUUCUUACUGAUUAAAGAUUGUGACAUGGAGUGUGGCUAGAAUGAGUCAAACAGAAUGUUCACAAGGCAUUUGGAGAAAAACAAAUAAAAUUAUGAAGCAAGAAACAUAGUGUAAUGAAUUUUAGAAACAGUCUCUUUCCUGGGUAACAUUUUGCUUCCUCAAUUACUAAUCCUAAAAAAGAGCUGCCACAGGCAGAAUUUGCAGACAGCCACGUGAAAGGGAAUGCCAAGAGAUACUUGUCCCUGUGGACAGAGUAACCCUGGCACAGCAUGAUCUGUGGCAUAGCUGCCUCGAGACCAGCAGGUGGUAUGGCAGAUGGGAUUGGGGCUGAAACUCAGGAGUUAAUUUCUCCUCAGUGCUUCUUUCACCAAUCAACAGAGAAAAUAUUGCUGGAGAAGUACUGCUGCUGGAUCCCAAACACCAAGCAAUAUCAGAGUCGUGCUUCUAAUGGUGUUUCUAGUAGAGUUUAUUAACUGUUCUGCUAUCACUGCAUGAAAUAGCUUCCUUCACAUUCACCAAGCUGGCUUUUUAAUACCAAGCUGUGUAUUUUUAAUGAGUGUUGGCACAAUUCACAGAACUGUGGGAGCUGAUGGAGAUUUACCAGAUGGAUUAGCCUUCUGGGACUCCCACAACAAGACAUGUGCUAUUUCUAUCUAUUUUGAUCUGAAAUAGAUUGGUAUGUCUUUAAAAUGAGCUAGCAAAUUUCUGUGCUAAUUAAACUAAACGGAAUGAUACAAAAUACUGCAUUGCAAAGCUGCUCUCCUACCCAAAAGACAUUACCUGAGCCAAUGCUGAGAUUGCUUUUACUGUGUGCUGGGCACUGGGGUCACAGCCUGAAAUGCUCUUCUCCCUGAUCCUUGCAUCUGGGGAGCUCAAACAUACGCAGAACUUUCUAAGUUCCCAGAUUUUCAGUGUUUUUAAGCAGAAAAAGAAAAUUAAAAUUUGGAUUUCCAUACCUUCAGGUCCACUGCUACUCUUCUCAUUGCUAUUCAAAGUGAUUAUGCUAGGAGCAAGUGGUUAAGUAUCAGAAGCUAUAACCCCUUAAGAAUUCUUUUUCAUACAAAGAAGUAUCUAUUUAUUCUCCUAUGUCAGUUUUUCUUUGUCAGUAAUUUUAAAAAUAAUUUAUCAGUUCUCCUUUUCAGUAAAACGUGAUCAGUAAGGCUUUGUUCAGCUGCUCAGCCUCAGGGUUUUGUGUGGUUCUCUGGUGCUAUGUUGUUUUAGUUGAAGUUCUUUGUCAAGAGAGUGGAUGCUGUGACUAAUUUGGCUAAUUGUGGAAGAAAGGAUUAUGCUUGGACUCUGUACUUGUGUUUUGAGUCUCAGUAAAAGAUUACAAUGAAUGAGUAGUCUGGGUUAGACAGACAGUUGGAUGGGAUGAUACCUUCUGGCCUCCAAAUAAUGGGAUUUUUUGUGCCUGUGUGCUUUAGGCUUAACUUCUGAGCCAGUCUCUAACAUCUCGUGCAUGAUUCCAGAUGCAGAGCACUCCAUACAUUGCUUACGAAUGUGUGUCCUGGAUAAAUGGGAAAGUGCCUAGUGGGGCUUUCACACAGAGGUGUAGAGAUGUUAUUAGGACACUGCAGCAUUGCCAAGGUUUUCUAAUUUAUACAAUUCUCAUGGUAGUUAACUUUUUUGGUAAAAUUUCAUAUUGUUUUAAAGAGUGACAUUUAUUAUUUCUGAAAAAGAGGAACUUUAUUGUCCUCCUCAUUACAGGACACUUGGAAAAGUAACUGGUGCAGGUGAACCACAUUUCCCCCUCCAUUACCUUACCCAGAAAACAAGGAAAAGAAACCAAUAUUAGGUUUAAAACAUUAAGUAAUCUAAGGUUUUUUAUAGGGACUGGUUACAAUUCUCAAAGUAAAAAACCCCAAAACUCACAAGUCUUCUGAUUGCCCAAGCGAACACAGAGCCAUAACCUCACUCCAUCCAUGCUGGUUGUGCUCCAGCCCUCCCUCUGCACUGUUUUUCAGGAAAAGGGUAUCUCCUUGGCCAUCUAGGAGAUAGUGAAGACUUCUCUGACAUGCAGAGGACCAGGACUUGGAGGUCUGCUGUAGUCCAGGAACAGCCUCCAGCUCCCAUAUUUAGAUAAUAAAAGAAAGUUUUUCCCAAAUUCACAGCUGAUAUUGAUGAAGUAAAUGAAACAGGAGAGGGCAGGAAGCUGCCCCAGGAGGAGUUCAACCCUCACAAUGCCCUCACUCCUGAUCACUAGGGCUAUUAUUAAUGGUAGAGAUCACACCCAGUUCUCCCCCAACUUUACAUUGUUGUUUGACUGAAUUUGCUCCCUCUGGGAAAAUCUGUUUCUGAACAGAAGUCAGUACACAAUAUAGGGAUAUGCAUGGUCUCAAGAAGGUGAAGCUUCUACCAGGGUGACUACAAGCCACACUACCCAGGAAAGGAGGAGAAGCAGCAGCUGCUGAGGAAGCUGAUGAGUGCAGGGCAGGCAGUGUCCCACUGUGAGGAGAGGGCCAGGAUGAGGACAGGAAAGAACCUGGAGUUUUUCAGAGAAGGGUAAGAGGAAAUUGUAACUUUUGGAGUGGGAGUCCUUCCUCAGCAUGGACUGUGAGCUGCAAAGUACUGAUUGUUCCAUGUGUGUCUGUGUGUGCAGUAAUGAAAAAUGCAGGUUUAUGUGGCCUGUUUUGUGAGACAAGCCAUUUAGAUACUAUGUCACCACUCCUCAUAUCAGAGAACAUUAGGUUUCAGUAAUUUGCAUUACUAUUUUUAUCCCUUAUUGUGUGCAAAUACACAAAGAUUUUAGUAACAGCAGUCAUGUUUAAGGUUGGAGAGCCAGAUAUCUUAUUUUCACCUGUCCAUCUAAUGUAAUUUUUACAACUGAACCAUACUGCUCCUACAGAAUCAGAGAAAGUUUUUUAUAAAGACAUUUUCUUAAAGGAUUGAAUAAUUACAAUUGUUGGAGAAAGGUGCUUAGAUGCUGGAUUAAGAAUUUACAAAAUCAAAGUAGCAGUUAGGAUGCUAGGGAACUCAUCCAAAUCACAGCAUAUCUGAUAUUCUUUAGGGAAUACUGGACUGUUUUGUAUACAGCACUCUUGGUCCCAAGUAACUUAAAACCUGAAGAAUUGAAAUUAUUAAAAAUAUUGGGUGGUAUCUGUGAGGGUGUUGAGUGCCUGCAACUCAUGUAGGGCAGAAUACCCUGACACCAUCCAUGGCCCUUUGUGCCACAAUGGUGGUGCCAAAGGUGUUCAGCAAAUGCCACAGGAGGCCCCUCUGAGCACUAGCCAUAGUGAAGUCACUUGAGUGCAGUUGGGCAUUAGGCCCAUUUUCCUGGCAGCACUUGGCAUCUCUCAGGAGCAGGCUGACAGAGGAGGGUCUCUGGCAAGGAAUUUCAAUUAUUUGUGAUCUCAAUUACACAGAAAAUGUAGGGGAUGGGUUUGGUUGUAGGCUUGGUUAUUCUUUUUAACCUGUUAAGCUGUGGGGAUUGCUGCUGGAUUGGUCUCUUUGAGGUCCAGAGUGCAAAUGCAGGGCAUGAAUUUUUUUCUGUCCCAGUUCCAGUGGCAGUGCUCAGACUGAGGAACUCAAGUACAGCUCUGCUGCACUGGAAGAUGCAUCUGCGUGACUCCUGUCCUCCUCGGGCUCCAGAUGGCAACAGUAAAGAUAACAAUGGAGCAGGCUUCUCCUUCCUCCAGACUUAAUAACUGAUAGGGAAGCUGGUUUUCAUCAUCCAGAUGCACAGCUGGAGCUGGAAAAGAUGCCAGAGAACUGACAUGUUUGACCCAUCCCUGGAAGUGUUCAAGGCCAGACUGGAUGGAGCUCUGAGCAACCUGCUCUAAUGGAAUGUAGCAGGGGGGUUGGAAUUAGAUCUUUAAGGAACUUUCCAACCCAAACCAUUCUAUGAUUACAUGAUUUUCCUAUGUUUUGCUUGGAGUACUAAAGUUCCUAUUUAAAAACAUUUUUGAAAAUCGCUUGUCUUUGGGGAAAGUUUAUGAAGGACAAAAAUGUGAAAAUUAAAUGGCACAUUUUACUUUAAGGGCAAAUUUUAAUUAAUUAAAAGGAGUGAACUUUUUUCAGUAUUUUCUUUGAGAAAACAAAUUUUUGUUUUGACAAUACAAAAAGCCCCUGAUUUGGCCACAACGAGAAAAUGUUCUCACAAGAAAAUGUGACAGGUUUUUUUUCCUCCAUUAUACUUAAGAGUGUGAAACACAACUGCCCAGGAGCCCAAAAGUGCAGCACAUCCUUUUAACAAGACAUAUAAGGACUACCUUAGGUGGCUGGAAUGCAAGAACCUGGUGCAGAAAACUCAGCAAUACCCUUCUGAGUGCUGCAGACACGUCCUGGGAUCGUGAGCAGCCACGACUGGCAAGGGCCUGAGCCCAUGUAUUGUCCCUACAGUACAUCCUGCUGCUGCUGGAGCGCUGGGAGGGCUUGUACUCCCUGCCACGAGACCUUGUGUUUUCCAGCCCACAGUGCUAUGAGCUCAUAAGGAGUUACCCAUUCAGAGAACUGGGUGGCUGGAGGCCAGACGUACAACCUUGAUUACAAUGCCCUUUCCGGAGACUGAUUUUGGUUUUCUUGUUAUCUAACGAGCUUGUCAUUUCCUUUGCUAGUUGUAAAAGAGCUGAAUAUUUUCUAGGUUACCUAACGAAGCUCCUGCAGAAUCACACCGCUUAUGCCUGCGACGGGCAGCACCUCAGCCUGCACUGCCCUCGGCACUCAACCAUCAGCAUUCAGUCAGCAGUUUACGGGCAGGACCCUCACAUGUGCAGUGCCUGGGAGCCUGAACCUAGGAUGAUAGAACCUAGGAACUGCAUGGCACCCACCUCUUUGCAGAAAGUACUGGAUGAAUGCCAAAACCUGAGAUCCUGCCAACUCCUUGUCAAUAGUCGGGUUUUUGGGCCUGAUCUGUGUCCAGGAACCACUAAAUUCCUCCUUGUCUCCUUUAAAUGCAAACCUACUGAAUACAAAACCAAAUCAGCAUGUGAAAACCAGGAACUGAAGCUCCACUGUCAGGAAUCCAAGUUCCUUAUCAUCUACUCAGCCACCUAUGGCAGAUGGGCACAUGAGGAGAGCAUCUGCUCAACAAAGGCGGAGCACACACCCCCCUUUGACUGUUUGUCUUACACAGCGCUGGAAGUGUUAUCAAAAAGAUGUUAUGGGAAACAGAGAUGCAAAAUCAUUGUCACUAGCCAGGAUUUUGGAAGUCCGUGCCUACCUGGAGUGACAAAAUACCUAAAUGUCAGCUAUGCAUGUGUUCCUAAAUUUAUCCUCAUGGCAGUCAACCCCCUGGUCCCUGCUAACAAGUCUUCUGUCAAACAGAAAGACGGUGUCAACCUUGAUCCAAGGGAAUCAAGACUUCCAAAGGAAGAUAGAACUAUUGUUAGCUCUAACUAUUUGGCUACGUUCGCAUACAUUAGAGAUCACCUUGAAAGAGUCGCUCUCCUGUUUGUGUCCAGCGUUUGUGUGGGAUUAAUCGUCACACUGUGUGCCUUUGUGAUCUGCAAGUUGUGUCCUAGUGACAUCCAGAAACUGCACAGGAAGAGGGAUGAGCUGGUGCCAGAGAGCGCCAGAGCCUACAAGAGCAGUGAACAUGAGGAAGAAGAGGAGGGGGAGGAUUCCUCCCUUUCAAACACCCAGGAUGAGACAGAUGGACUUUACAGACCUUCUUACUCAGGUUGUAACUCAGCAGAGGCAGCGGAACUGGCUGAAAGGAUUGAGCGCAGGGAGCAGAUCAUACAGGAAAUUUGGAUGAACAGUGGUUUAGAUAUGACACCCCCUAGAAAUAUGAAUACGUUUUAUAUUAAUGAACAAUAAAUGGCUUAUUUUGGAUGACACUCUACCCCUUUUAUUAAAAAAAAAAUGUACCUUCUGUGAAGGAACAUUUGUAUCAGUGAAUAUAAUUAUUUGUAAAAUAAAAAGAAAUAUAUACAAUAAAAAGAGGGUUUCACAUC